GAAAAUAGUUUAAACUUCGAGACCGAGAUAUCUUCUCAAUGCGAUAAUUUGAUUGCAACCAUAAAAACACGAAAACAGCAAUUAUUGACUUUUGCCCGAAAAGAGAAGGACUAUAAAUUGCGAAUAUUGAGGGAACAAGUGAUGGCAUGCACUGCAAAAUUACAACAGACAACAGGACUCAUCCAGUUCUGUAUCGAAGCCCUCAAAGAUAACGAUAACAUGAGUUAUCUUCAGAUCGGAUCGUCAUUAAUAAAUCGUGUCUCCAAUGUGGAGAUGACAUGGCAUAAGGACAUGAACACCUCUCCCUGGGUAUCACCAGAGUUUGAUCUCACACUAGACUGUCAGCCCGUCCUCAUGGCUAUCGAACAAUUGAAUUUCUCACAAAUGAAACUAAAUGGUCUGAUUCUAAGAAGUCCUCUUAAAGAGUUCUUUACUCCGGAUUUAGUCUUAGCCUUAAGAUCACCGGGACCUCCAAUACUGAUUCCCGACGAGUGUAUGUCUGAAAACAAUGGUAUAACAGUCGGAUGGCAACCGCAUCCCUCCAGUUUCGUCGAGGCAUUUAUCCUCGAACUCGAUGACGGAAAUAACGGCUCUUUUAGAGAAGUAUAUUGUGGUAAAGAGACGGUUUGCACAGUGGAUGGCCUGCACUUCAACUCUAUAUAUCGACUUCGAGUAAAGGCUUACAAUAGUAGCGGCGAAGGAGUCUAUAGCGAUGUCAUAUCUCUUCAAACCGCUGAUGUUGCGUGGUUUGCAUUGGAUCCCCUGUCAGCCCAUCCCGAUAUUAUCAUCACAAACGAAAACCAGACGUUUACGUGCGAUAGUUAUGAGCAUAGAGUGGUUUUGGCAAAUAUGGCAUUUUCUCGUGGCGUUCACUACUGGGAGAUUAAUGUCGAUAGAUAUCAGAACAAUGCAGACAUUGCUUUAGGUAUCGCUCGGGCAGACGUCUCCAAAGACAAAAUGAUCGGCAAGGAUUCGUUGGGUUGGAGUAUGUAUAUCGACAAUAAGAGGUCGUGGUUUCUGCACGCAGACCGACACGACCGCCGGUGCGACGGCGGUAUCGAGAGGUCCAGUGUUAUCGGGGUUUUGCUUAAUAUGGAAAGACAUGAGAAAUGA
Molecule: messenger RNA, 1113 nt
Organism: Medioppia subpectinata
Lineage: Eukaryota; Metazoa; Arthropoda; Arachnida; Sarcoptiformes; Oppiidae
Source: the annotation of a GenBank genome assembly